Emiliania huxleyi CCMP1516 is the source of this 1099-nucleotide messenger RNA. RefSeq lists its product as hypothetical. Gene Ontology annotation, biological process: protein polyubiquitination; ubiquitin-dependent protein catabolic process; positive regulation of proteasomal ubiquitin-dependent protein catabolic process. Bases 416 to 985 code for a protein of 189 amino acids. Gene Ontology annotation, cellular component: ubiquitin ligase complex; cytoplasm. The record is from RefSeq and is a predicted model, not a curated record. The transcript has 4 exons. Lineage: Eukaryota; Haptophyta; Isochrysidales; Noelaerhabdaceae. Gene Ontology annotation, molecular function: ubiquitin conjugating enzyme binding; ubiquitin protein ligase activity.
CGCGUCCGCCCAGUUGGGUCCGAGUUGUCCGGCAAGCGAUGGGUUGCUGGCUUAGUACCGAGUCCGAAGGCGUGACGGUCGAGGUCACCAACAAGUCCUCCCUCCCGGUGGUUCUGUGGGUCUCGGGUGCCGGCCCGGUUUGGCAGCGCAGCGGCGGCAGCCCGAUCGUCCCCGCCAAGACAACCGUCAAGAUGGCGCCAGGCUCAGCCGUCGGUCUCUGGCAAGCGACCAUUGCACCGCCAUGCCCAGCUCUCAGCUCGCUCAUCAUCUGGGAGGAGCGAGUGGGCCACACAGAAGGCGCAACGGUGAUAUCGCUGACUGUCAACUUCAACAGUGCGCUGCCGCUGAAUGUGAAAGCGCCGAGGCUGAGGGCUGACCUCGCCCUGGGGAUGUUGCGAAGCAGCGCGCCGUCCGGAUGGCGCUGCACGAUAAGUUGCGGCGCCAGAAAGCCAUUCAGGAUUCGACCGAGCGCCGCGCCGCCCGAGUCCUUACCAAGCGCGCGAGAGAGCUGUUGGCACAGCUAACGAGGCUCUGCCCCGUAUGCCUGGAGGACUGCCCGAUCACGAGCCUCACAAAGCUGGCCGACUGUGGACACAAGGUCUGCACGCCUUGCGCCAAUGCCUUUGUCGACGCCGAACUCCUCGGAGGCAAAGCGUACGUGCGCUGCCCAUGGGCUGGCUGCGAUCGCCUCCUCGGCAAGGCGGCGCUGCGACAGUUUGGCUCGGCCGCGGCGUGGGAUGCGUAUGAAUCAAGCCGCGUCGCGAUGCACACGCAGCGGCUGGUCGACGAGACCGACCGCGGCUUCCUCUUGUUCUGCGCUGACCAAGCCCGCCGCUGCCCUUCCUGCAUGGUCGUCAUCUGGCGCUGGGCAGGGUGCGACCACAUGACCUGCCGCUGCGGCUUCUCCUUCAACUGGAACGAGGCCGCCGCCAAGAUCGCGCCGCCACCUGAAACCACCUUGGCAAACGACGUGGCGAACAAGUAGAUUUUCGAUGGGAGAGGGAGAGCGCGAGAGAGGGACGGCAUCGGACCGGAGCACGGAGAUUAUCGUGGUGUGUCCCACAAGAUCAUGUCUGUCUAUUAUCGGCCACACAAAAAA